AUGAAGUUUUCUGGAUUUUCUGUUUCUCUUGCCCUUGCGAGCGCUUUAUCCGUCUCUGCUCUUCCCACCCUUCCGGGUCGCACUGACCUUAGCGCUCUUCCCGGUCGUACCGCUGUGGGUGAUGCUGCGAGUUCGACCGAUGGCACUGCCGCUGCUAUGAAGCGUCGUGACGGUGGCGAUGCCCUUGGCGGAGCUGUCUAUGGCGUGACCGGCUCUUCAAAUGGACUUGUUGGUAUCGUUGGUAGUGCUGCCGGCACUGCUGAGAGCACCUCCGCUGGUGCCGUUGGAACUGCCGAGAGCACGGUUGCUGGCGUGGUUCCUGCCAAGCGUGAAGUUCCUGGUCUUAAUGGCCUUAGCGCUCUGCCCGGCGGUACCGUCGUCGGUGAAGUUGAGGGUACGACCGAGGCAGCAGUUGGUAGCGUGAAGCGUGAUGGUAGCACUGAUGCUGUUGCCGGAGCCGUCUAUGGCGUGACUAGCUCUACGAAUGGAAUUGUUGGCGUUGCUGGUAGUGCUGCUGGCACUGGUGAGAGUACCGCCGCUGGUGCCGUUGGAACUGUCGAGAGCACGGCCGCUGGUGUCAUUCCUGCCAAGCGUGAAGUUCCUGGUCUUAAUGGCCUUAGCGCUCUGCCCGGUGGUACCGUCGUCGGUGAAGUUGAGGGUACGGCCGAGGGAGCUGCUGCUGGCAUGAAGCGUGAUGUGAAGCGUGACAGCACUGAUGCCCUUACCGGAACCGUCUAUGGCGUGACUGAAUCUACGAAUGGACUUGUUGGUAUCGCUGGUAGUGCUGCCGGCACUGCUGAGACCACCUCUGCUGGUGCUGUUGGAACCGUUGAGAGCACGGUUGCUGGUGUCGUUCCUGCCAAGCGUCAGCUACCCGGCCUCGGUAACGUUGUCGAUGCUUCCGUUCAGAACGAUCUUGGCAUGUUGACCGGCAACCCAUCUGGCCUCAUUGGCGCCCUCGCUGGCCUGCAGACUGCUCUUUCAACUGGCAACAUUCUUCCUAGCCAGAUCUCCAGCCUUCCUGUUGAGUUCGAGUACGUCGUCGAGUUCCUCUACACCGCUUAA
This is a messenger RNA of Penicillium verhagenii, 1065 nucleotides long. RefSeq lists its product as uncharacterized. The record is from RefSeq and is a predicted model, not a curated record. The transcript is spliced from 5 exons. NCBI's taxonomy places the organism in Eukaryota, Fungi, Ascomycota, Eurotiomycetes, Eurotiales, Aspergillaceae. Bases 1 to 1065 code for a protein of 354 amino acids.